GAAGGCUAGCGUCCUCUCCUGUCGCUCGACCAUGUAGGUAGGCAAAGUUACUUCGUCCCUCGACCGUAUUGAGAGACCAGCCCGCCAGCAGCCCCCGCUGCAUCUGGCUGCAUCUGGGUGUUGGUACGCCUGAUCGGCAUCAGCUGGCCACGCACCGGCCCGAUUUCCCGUUUUUUUCAAAAAUCAUGUUUCAUAUCGGGACUACAUUAAGAGAAAAUUAUAAAUUUAGAGAUAAACAAAACAGAAAAGCUAGAUAUAGCCGUAAUUAAUGGAAGAAGACGAGGUGCAGUGCAUAAACUUUUAUUUCAGCAGUCAUACAUAUAAGAAAUUAUAAGGAAGUACUCUUUUAAAAAUAAUAGCAUUUAAGAUACAAAUUCAAAUUAAACAAUUAUGAAAAAAAGAAAAAUGAAAAAGAUAAUGCAGAGUGCCGAUAUGAAUGCAUAUUCCGCCAUCACAACAACGCGCGCGCACGGAAGCUGAUCGACAAUGGACCGCGCUGCACCACUUUCGUCAAGGCAGAGGAGAGUCCUGGUGCAGCUAGUGGAGGAAAGGCCUGUCCUUCAAGAUAGGUCAACCAGCACUGCGGUCCAGCACAAGAAGAACUUGGCGUGGGAUGAGAUCGCCAAAAACUUCAACGCCAUGCACCCUGAUCUGGAGCCGCGAUCAGUUCAACAAUUGAAAAGAAGUUUCAACCGCAUCAAAUUGAAUGUGAAAAAGGAAGAGAGAGCCUACAAGCUGAAGGUGAAGAGGACUGGUGGUGCCCCUCCUCCAUCACCUCCCAAGUUUACAGAAGAACAUGAGACUGUUGCCUCCAUGAUCUCUGGAGAACUCAACAUGGGCGAGGAUGUCUUUGACACUCUUGCCAUUCAAAAUGGGCAUCCAGUGGAUGAGGCAGGCACUCCCAUCAUGGAUGUUACUUUCACUGUGAGUGGAAAACUGCCACCGACAGAGGUCCCCUCUGCUACUUCUGCCGCUGAAUGUGCUGAAGCACCUGCACCUCCUAGUGCUUCUACAUCUUUCCAGCCAGAAGCUUCAUCCUCUGCAUCCACUGCACCAUCACUAACUACAUUUACAUGUAAUGUGGCCUCCUCUUCUGCUGCCCCACGGCAGAGGAGGAAAUUUGAUGCAGAGUACCAGGCCUGUCGGAAGCAGCAGGAUGAGUAUCACCAACUCCUUCUUCAACAGACCAGAGAGGAGCACGACCAACAGAUGAAACUGUACCAGUUUCACAGGGAGGUGUUGCAGCGGCAGCUAGAUGUCUUCACGGAGACUUGGCAUCAUAUCCGUGAGGCAGCAGACACCUGCAAAGCCAAAUUUUUGGACAGUUUGGGGAAUGCCGGAGAGUAACAUCCAUGAUGGGAUUGCCUGCCUCAUCAACUGCAUGCCCAUCUUGUAUUGUAAGAGUGUCAAGGACACACUCGCCCAUACUGAGUUCUCCAGAAAUCAUGGAGGCAACGGCCUCGUGUUCUUCGGAAAGCUUAGGAGGUGAUUGAGGAGGGCCACCACCAGUCUUCUUCACCGUUAGCAUGUAAGCUCCCCCCAACAUCACUACCUAUGAAUUUAUCUAAACAUUUUAUUAAUGUGUUCAUCUUAUUGACUCUCAUAACAUGAAGGCCAGGCCUGUUCCACUCAUUCUCUUGUUGGUAAAGUAUUUUUUGCCUAUGACCCUGUGGAAUCUGAAUUUAUCAAAUUUAAACCCAUUAUUACAUGUCCUACCCAGCUCUCUUACCAUCAGAACCUUAUAAAUAUCCCCCUUAUUAAAGCCCUUCAUCCAUUUAUAAACUUCGAUCAAGUCUCCUUGCACCCUUUGCCUCUCUAGAAAAUGCAAGUUUAAUUAACUGUUCGAGUCUCCUCAUAUGUCAAGUUUUUGAACCCGUAAAUCAUCUUUGUCAUC
Molecule: messenger RNA, 1894 nt
Organism: Eriocheir sinensis (Chinese mitten crab)
Lineage: Eukaryota; Metazoa; Arthropoda; Malacostraca; Decapoda; Varunidae
Exons: 3
Coding region: 487-1347 (286 amino acids)
Source: RefSeq, a predicted model, not a curated record